AUGAAGGCGACAGUGUUUCUUUGUUUUUCUAUGUUAAGUUGUGUUUUCUUAUUAGUGGAAGGAAAAUCAAUCAAGGCAAAUCACGGUAAGGAUUUGUUGUUUGAAGUGAGAACGAGGAUAACUUCAUAGCAAGGGUUUAUUUCUGUUGACGGAUCGAAUCCAUCGAGAAAUCAUUCGCUGCAGUAGUGAACUGAUUUUGAUGUUUCAACGUCGAUUUUUUUUGGUGCUCAAAUGAGAGAGAAAUUGUUUCGUUUUAGAUCAUUUUUUUCACGAUCAUAAGAAAACAAGCAAACUCCAACGACAAUUAGUGCGGCUGUUCACAGAAAGCAACCCAAAACAUUCCAUAAAAUUAAAAAGAACGAAUUUCGAUAAGCUAUAAGAAGAUAAGUUACUUUAAACCUGAUUUAUGAGAAAAUAAAGUUACAAUAAGCCAUUGGCUUUAAAGUAAUUAAUAUAUUAUGCUGGGUCAAAUUCAGAGCGUGUUGACACACAAGAACUCUUAAACACUCGUCAAGAGACUUACUGGUAUCUCUUCACUACUUUCCUCGACGGGGUUUGCUUUGAAAGUACCUUGUUAAUUUGCAUACCCUCCAGAGGGUUGACCAACAUACUUCUUCUCCAUAUAAAACAACGUCAAACCUUUGUGACCGUUUCUUUGGUUAGCAUGAAGUUGAUCGUAUGUUAAACCUGUUUUUUUUAUUUUAGACGAAAGGAAAGAGGCUGAUGCCAAUAAAUGUACUUGUGAAAUUCCAGCAAAAGAGGAACAAAAUAUCGACGGAAAGUGUGAUUGCUCGCAAGGAGACGCAAAAAAGUGUCUGAGAGACAAAGGAAAAUGUAGCUGUGACUCUUCAAGCGCAACGAUAAAGAAUUGCAGGCCAGAGGAUUGCAAAUGCAAGAACCAAAAAGAUGCAGAAAGUGGCAGUGUUCAGACAAACAUCACGAAGCGAUGUGACUGCAAAUGCAACUCUCGUUCAAAUACAAGACACUCAACUGUAGCAGCGCAAGUGUCAGAUAACCCGGGUAUCUUGGCUGUUGCACCAUUAAUGCCGCAAGCCGAUGGAAGUCAAGCGGUAAGAAAGGGAAAAGGGUCCAAGAAAUGCUGUUGCUGUGACUGCUGCCACGACUGUUGCUGCCACGACUGUUGCUGCCACUGCUGCGAACCAUGCUGCUGUUGCUGCCACUGCUGCGAACCAUGUUGUUGUUGCUGUUGCCACGAGUGCUGCUGCCCAUGCUGCUGCCACUGCUGCCACUGCUGUCCCUGCUGCCAUUGUUGCUGUAAGAAGUCAAAUGCCUCAGAGAGGACGCCUGCUGUUGUCAAUCCGCAGAUCGCUGCUGCACACUCCAAGCCACAACAUCACUAAGAGAUGGUCAUUUAAGUCUACCGAUUAUUAGUAACAAAAUAUCAAAAAACAAACCUCCUUAAGUGCCACAAUAUCGACAAAAAUUGUAUAUAUGAUCAUGUGUAACAGAAGGGUCGACAUGAAAUAAAAAAU
Messenger RNA from Pocillopora meandrina, 1493 nucleotides. Lineage: Eukaryota; Metazoa; Cnidaria; Anthozoa; Scleractinia; Pocilloporidae. The record is from the annotation of a GenBank genome assembly.